AACUCCUAUUCAAUGGCUGACAAAAUUGCAUACAAUUCAUCCCCAUAGGCAAAGCCAUCCCUAUCAAAAUUGAGUACAACUAUCUAAAUCCAGCCUAUUAAUUAAUCAUAUUUUCAGCUCCUUCCAUCUCAUCCUAACGCUAUAAAUAGCCUUCAGCAGCCUGCUUUUUCUAUAUCCAUAUCUACAUCUCCAGUUCUCUCUUCAAAGGUUUUGGUUGUAGUUGCUGGAACAUUCCUACUUUUGAGCGUUUGACAAUGGGAAGCGUUGCCGGAGAGAAACUUAGGUUCUGCAUUGACAGAGGUGGGACAUUCACUGAUGUUUAUGCAGAAAUUCCUGGACACUCUGAAGGCCGAGUUAUGAAAUUGUUGUCGGUUGAUCCAUCUAACUAUGAUGAUGCUCCUGUUGAAGGAAUUAGGAGGAUACUGGAAGAAUAUACUGGGGAAAAACUUUCACGAAGCUCAAAAGUUCCCACAGAUAAGAUAGAGUGGAUAAGAAUGGGAACAACUGUAGCAACAAAUGCUUUGUUGGAGAGAAAAGGGGAACGAAUUGCGCUAUGUGUCACUCAGGGCUUUCGGGAUCUGCUGCAGAUUGGCAACCAGGCCCGUCCCAAUAUCUUUGACCUCACUGUAUCAAAACCUUCAAAUCUUUAUGAAGAGGUCAUAGAAGUUGAUGAGAGAGUUGAACUUGUGCCUGACGAUCAGAAAAUAACUCCAGAUUCUUCUGCAUCUAUAAUUAAAGGCAUUUCAGGCGAGCUUGUCAAGGUUACGAAGCCCCUAAAUGAGGAAGCUCUAAGGCCUUUGCUUGAAAGUUUGUUGAAGAAAGGCAUCAGUUGCUUAGCUGUUGUUUUAAUGCAUUCUUACACUUACCCUGACCAUGAAGUUUUUGUGGAGCGGCUGGCUUUGAGUUUGGGUUUCAGGCAUGUUUCCUUGUCAUCUGCUUUGACUCCUAUGGUUCGAGCUGUUCCUCGGGGUCUCACUGCCAGUGUGGAUGCCUAUCUUACUCCUGUUAUUAAAGAGUAUUUAUCAGGAUUUAUGUCCAAAUUUGAUGAAGGUCUGGGGAAGUUGAAUGUUUUGUUCAUGCAAUCAGAUGGAGGACUUGCACCUGAAAGUAGAUUUUCAGGCCACAAAGCACUUUUGUCAGGUCCUGCAGGUGGUGUAGUUGGCUACACACAAACUCUUUAUGGGCUUGAAACAGAUAAGCCGCUCAUUGGUUUUGAUAUGGGUGGUACAUCCACCGAUGUAAGCCGAUAUGCUGGUAAUUAUGAGCAAGUCAUCGAAACACAGAUUGCUGGAGCAAUAAUCCAAGCACCUCAGCUUGAUAUAAACACUGUUGCUGCUGGUGGGGGAUCUAAACUGAAGUUCCAAUUUGGAGCUUUCAGAGUAGGACCAGAAUCUGUGGGUGCACAUCCAGGACCUGUUUGCUACAGGAAAGGUGGGGAGUUAGCUGUGACAGAUGCAAAUCUUAUUCUGGGGUAUGUGAUUCCCAAUUAUUUCCCAUCAAUUUUUGGUCCAAAUGAAGAUCAGCCAUUAGAUAUUAAUGCAACUAGAGCUGCAUUUGAGAAACUUGCAAAACAAAUUAACUCGUACCGCAAGAGCCAGGAUUCAUCAGCAAAGGAUAUGACAGUGGAGGAGAUUGCACUGGGAUUUGUUAAGGUUGCCAAUGAAACCAUGUGCCGUCCAAUACGGCAAUUGACUGAGAUGAAGGGCCACGAGACAAGUAACCAUGCUCUUGCUUGUUUUGGAGGUGCUGGACCCCAGCAUGCGUGUGCAAUUGCUAGAUCAUUGGGUAUGAAGGAAGUGCUUAUUCACCGUUUCUGUGGGAUUUUGAGUGCAUAUGGGAUGGGGUUGGCAGAUGUUGUAGAGGAGGCACAGGAGCCCUAUUCUGCUGUUUAUGGCCCUGAGUCCCUGCUGGAGGUCUCUAGCCGAGAAGCUAACUUGUUGAAGCAGGUAAAACAGAAAUUGCAAGAGCAAGGAUUUAGAGAGGGAAAUAUAAAAACAGAAGAAUAUCUCAAUUUAAGGUAUGAAGGGACUGAUACUGCGAUCAUGGUAAAGAGCCCUGUUAAUGAAGAUGGAUCAAGAGGUGAUUAUGCUGUUGAAUUUGUUAAGUUAUUCCAACGAGAAUAUGGAUUUAAACUUCAAAACAGAAAUAUCCUUAUAUGUGAUGUAAGAGUUCGUGGUAUUGGAGUCACCAAUAUAUUGAAGCCACGGGCCCUGGAUGCUGCCAUGAGGACCCCUCAAGUUGGAGGUUACUACAAGGUUUAUUUUGGUGAUGGUUGGCAGGAUACACCCUUGUUCAAACUUGAGGAGCUAGGCUGUGGCCAUGUCAUUCCUGGCCCAGCAAUCAUUAUAAAUGGCAAUAGCACUGUGAUUGUGGAGCCCAAGUGCAAGGCACUGAUUACAAAGUAUGGCAACAUCAAAAUUGAGAUAGAAUCAACUUCAGCUGGGAAUAAAGCAUCCGGAAAUGUUGCAGAUGUUGUGCAGCUGUCAAUCUUCAAUAACAGGUUUAUGGGGAUAGCUGAACAGAUGGGACGGACACUACAGAGAACUUCCAUCUCAACAAAUAUUAAGGAACGUCUAGAUUUCUCCUGUGCUCUAUUUGGUCCUGACGGGGGUCUUGUUGCGAAUGCCCCUCAUGUCCCUGUCCAUUUGGGAGCUAUGUCCAGCAGUGUCCGGUGGCAGUUGAAGUACUGGGGCAAUGAUUUGCACGAAGGAGAUGUUCUGGUUACUAACCAUCCUUCUGCUGGUGGUAGCCACCUACCUGAUAUUACUGUUAUCACACCUGUUUUUGACAAAGAGAAGUUGGUAUUCUUUGUGGCAAGCAGAGGGCAUCACGCUGAGAUUGGAGGUAUAACUCCUGGAAGUAUGCCUCCUUUUUCCAAGGCUAUAUGGGAAGAAGGAGCAGCAAUAAAGGCAUUUAAGCUUGUAGAGAAGGGAAUUUUCCAGGAAGAAGGAAUCAACAAACUUCUCAAGUUCCCAAGCACUGAUGGUUCAGCUUACAACAUACCUGGAACACGAAGACUUCAAGAUAAUCUAUCAGAUCUUCAUGCUCAAGUUGCUGCAAAUCAAAGGGGAAUAUCCCUUAUUAAGGAGCUCAUUGAGCAGUAUGGCUUGGAGACUGUCCAGGCUUAUAUGAGUUAUGUGCAGCAUAAUGCAGAGGAAGCAGUGAGAGAAAUGCUCAAGUCUAUUGCAUCCAGUGUCGUCUCCGAGUCAACCAAGUCUAAGGAGGGAGAUUCAGUGACCAUUGAAGAGGAAGAUUACAUGGAUGAUGGGUCUGUUAUACACCUAAAACUCACUAUUGAUGGUGAGAAAGGUGAAGCGUUUUUUGAUUUUUCUGGGACAAGCCCAGAAGUUUGUGGUAAUUGGAAUGCACCAGAAGCAGUCACUGCUGCAGCAGUCAUUUACUGCCUACGCUGUUUGGUGAAUGUUGAUAUUCCUCUUAAUCAAGGCUGCUUGGCACCUGUGAAAAUAUACAUUCCUCCUGGUUCAUUUCUGUCUCCAAGUGACAAAGCUGCGGUUGUGGGUGGGAAUGUCCUAACAUCUCAAAGAGUAACUGAUGUUAUACUUACUGCAUUUCAGGCAUGUGCUUGUUCUCAAGGUUGUAUGAACAACUUAACCUUUGGGGAUGAUACUUUCGGCUACUAUGAGACAAUUGGAGGUGGAAGUGGAGCUGGCGCCAGUUGGGAUGGAACCAGUGGAGUCCAGUGUCAUAUGACCAAUACUCGCAUGACUGAUCCGGAGAUUUUUGAGCAAAGAUAUCCAGUUUUUCUGCAUCAGUUUGGAUUGAGAGAAAAUAGCGGUGGUGCAGGAUUUCAUAGAGGAGGUGAUGGUCUCGUCAGGGAGAUUGAAUUUCGACGUCCUGUUGUCAUGAGCAUCCUUUCAGAAAGGCGUGUACACGCCCCUAGGGGUUUGAAGGGAGGAAAAGAUGGGGCUCGGGGUGCAAACUUCCUCGUUACAAAAGAUAAACAGAGGGUAUUUCUUGGAGGGAAAAAUACAGUCCAGGUUCAUGCUGGCGAAAUUCUUCAGAUUUUUACUCCUGGCGGUGGUGGAUGGGGUUCAGUUUGAUCCAUCAUAGCAAUUGUCUUGGUGGAAUCGAAAACCUUCAUUUUUGUACUCCCCCUUUUACUUUUCGAUACUUUAGAUCCUUCUUUCUGACGUCUCUUAGAAGAAUGAUGAAUAUGGCAUAUUUUCCAAAGGGUCCUGGAUACUGUUACUGUUGUCAUCAGUAUCGGAUAUUUGAUGUUUGAUUAUACAUGUACAAGUUCUUCUCUUUUUACAAUGAAUAAACAUCAUUUUCUUACUUAA
Coffea eugenioides is the source of this 4301-nucleotide messenger RNA. RefSeq names its product 5-oxoprolinase. NCBI's taxonomy places the organism in Eukaryota, Viridiplantae, Streptophyta, Magnoliopsida, Gentianales, Rubiaceae. Gene Ontology annotation, molecular function: 5-oxoprolinase (ATP-hydrolyzing) activity. The transcript is spliced from 2 exons. The coding region runs from base 255 to 4061 and encodes 1268 amino acids. The record is from RefSeq and is a predicted model, not a curated record. Gene Ontology annotation, biological process: glutathione metabolic process. Gene Ontology annotation, cellular component: cytosol.